AUGGAGCAAGUACAACCGCAACAAGGCGACCUUAACUGGCGCCUCAGCGCUCAUCCGAUUACUCUCAUAUGCUUUUUGGCGUUUCGCAUCGGGGCGCUUCUGAUGUAUUUAUUCGGAGUGCUUUUUAUCAAGGACUUUAUCCUCGUCUUCAUCUUCACGCUCCUCCUCCUCUCCGCCGAUUUCUACUACCUCAAAAACAUCGCCGGUCGUCGCCUAGUCGGACUCCGUUGGUGGAACGAAGUAAACGUCUCGACCGGUGAUUCGCACAUGGUCUUCGAAUCGUCCGACCCCAACACCCGCACCAUUGCUGCCACGGAUAAGCGGUUCUUCUGGCUCAGUCUGUAUGUGGCGCCUACCCUAUGGGUAGGAUUGGCAAUUCUGGCGAUUAUCAAGUUGAGCAGUGUCAUUUGGCUCAGUCUAGUGGCGAUUGCUCUGGUUUUGACGAUUACAAACACCGUUGCGUUCUCCCGUUGCGAUCGGUUCAGCCAGGCUUCGACGUAUGCUACUAGCGCUUUUGGAGGAUCGAUUGUGAAUAAUUUGGCCGGGGGUCUGCUGGGCAGACUCUUCAAAUAA
Aspergillus chevalieri is the source of this 573-nucleotide messenger RNA. RefSeq names its product DUF846 domain-containing protein (gene TVP23). Bases 1 to 573 code for a protein of 190 amino acids. Lineage: Eukaryota; Fungi; Ascomycota; Eurotiomycetes; Eurotiales; Aspergillaceae. The record is from RefSeq and is a predicted model, not a curated record. Gene Ontology annotation, cellular component: Golgi membrane. The transcript is spliced from 3 exons. Gene Ontology annotation, biological process: protein secretion; vesicle-mediated transport.